Molecule: messenger RNA, 1145 nt
Organism: Dacryopinax primogenitus
Lineage: Eukaryota; Fungi; Basidiomycota; Dacrymycetes; Dacrymycetales; Dacrymycetaceae
Exons: 3
Coding region: 435-797 (120 amino acids)
Source: RefSeq, a predicted model, not a curated record
GGCGAAGAGGAGAAAGCUGAAGAUCGGGCCGAGAAUGUCCCCGUUAGGCUAGGGACGGUCGGAUGCCAUAUCACCUCGUCGAGCAUGACGUUCUGUUCAGAAGGGGACGAUGAUCUCGAAGUCGGUCCAGGUCGAGUAUGUCGGGCAGCGAGGAUCGGGCCAGAGAUGAUGAGGUUGGCCCGGGGCUCUGGGGCUGUUGGAGAGGAAGCGGGAAUGAGGAGGCUCCUUCUCAAACAGAUUAUUGCCGAUGGUUGGCCGGAUGGGGAUGGGAGAGCGUUCGAGCUGGUCGAGACAGUCCGAAGUCUGCUCGACAAAGCGGUGACAAGGAAGGGAGAAGCACAGGUAUUCUUUCUCUUGCGCGGCCAGCUUGGUCGGGGUAUUCGACUGAAAGGACAGAGGCGACCAGUGCGGACAGGUUGAAGGGCUGCUGCACUAUGAUGCGAGCGCCCAAAGCGGGAACAGAGGUCGACCCAAAGAGCGAGGAGAUGAACGGCUGGCACGAGGUGAAGAAUUCGGGUUUGAGGGCGCAAGGAGGUGAGGACGAAGGGGGAGACGAUCAGGACAUGGAGGUGCACGAGGCCGAAGAUGAGGAUGAGGGUGCGGCAGAGGUCGGAGUCAGGGAUAUAGUCGUCUGCGCGGUUGGGGAACGCCGCAAGCUCAAACAAACGAGAUCCGUAGCUGAAAUUCCCUAUCCGUCUUCCACCUCACGUGCCCACGCCGCUCCUGCUCUGCUCCCCCUGCUCUCCUCGCAUGCCCGGCCCUCUCGGGUGCCUUCCGCUCCACCUCUGCUUUCUUGACCCGGUGUGGGCUGUGUGGCAAGCAGCCCUGCCCAUAAGCUCAGAGAUGACGCUGCAGGUUGCUGAUGAUCACGUCGAGGUCAUUCGACGCGCGUUGGACGACGCAGUGUAGGAAUAGUCAUAUGCGAUCUCCGUGAUGUCGGUUAUUAUUGCAAAUCCCCACAGAGGCGGCUGGCAGGCGGCCGCACUGGAAUCUCCUGCCUCAGAGCGGGCUGAUGGGCGAAGCUGCUUGGGACCGGCCUGAUGCACAUCGUGGCUUGCUGCCGUCGCUGCCGCGGCUGGUGCUGAGCGGACAGCAUGCAGCGGCGGGGAGAUCCGAGGUCGAUUACGAGGAGGCGUAGGUCAAAG